Molecule: messenger RNA, 1267 nt
Organism: Esox lucius (northern pike)
Lineage: Eukaryota; Metazoa; Chordata; Actinopteri; Esociformes; Esocidae
Product: cytochrome c oxidase assembly protein COX16 homolog, mitochondrial
Biological process (GO): mitochondrial respiratory chain complex IV assembly
Cellular component (GO): mitochondrial inner membrane
Source: RefSeq, marked provisional
CCUUCCCGGCAAGGUGUCUUGAUGUGUUCACUUUCUAGAGUGAAUGACGUUUGCUUGUAGGGUCUGUGUCGUAUAAUCAUGUUGUCCUUCAAAGCACUACAAAAGAACAAAACGCUGAAAUAUGGCAUUCCCAUGUUGUUGCUGAUAGUGGGAGGUUCCUUUGGUCUCCGGGAAUUCACACAGAUCCGCUAUGAUGUCCAGAAGAUCAGGAAGAAGCUGGACCCAGCCCUGGAGGCCAAGGUGAACAAACAGAAACAGUCUGUCAUCCUGGAAGAGGAGUACCAGAAGAUGAAAGAGGUGGACCUGGACAAGUGGAAGAACGUCCGGGGUCCUCGUCCUUGGGAGGACUCAAAGCAGUACCAGGAGGAACAGCGUUCUCAACAGGGAAAGGCAGUAUGAUGAUGAUGAUGACGACGACCUUCGAUACCAGCCUGCAAAAGCGGAGCCUCGUCCUGAAUCGUGAACCUCCACACUCCAUCUAGGAGAUUUCACAAUGUUGUAAAACUCUGCUGAGUACUCGCAGCUUACUAUCCAAUCUGUUUGGGACUCCUGGUGGGGACCUUUUUUUUUUUUGCACACUUCGGGGGCGAGGAUCUGAGCGGGGCAUUUUGUCGGCACCCUGCAUCUAGACAGACUGACUGGGCAGGAGAGAUAGACGCCGCUGAGACACAUCAUCGUGAGGAGCUUUCCUGCACUGCUCCUGGAGUUUGAAUCUGUUUGUGUUAUGUAACAAAGAACAAUUCAUGAUUACACUUCGCCAGCUUGUGCACAUUUGCUGUUGAUGGAAACACAAGCGGACGAAUCCGAGUUAUUUUAAAUUGAUUGAAGUUGACUGUGUUCAAGUUAAAUCUGAGCUCCAUGAAAUGUUAUGUCAACUGUAAGUUGUUCUUAGUUUAUGAACACCCGGACCCCUUUAUCGAAAUAGGUAAAUCAGUGUAAUUGCUUAGAGGGCCACUAGGCGUCAGUGUUCACUGGUGUGGCAGGCUUGCUUAUUAAGCACAUAAACCUGUUGGAUUUAUUCUGGACAGAUGUUGUUCGUGAUGAUGACCUCACUAUAUUUGUGAGGCAAAUAGACCAUGCUCAAUGACCUUAAAUUAAGUUUAAAUGACAUCCAUCUAAUUAUUCUGAGAAGGGAAAAAAGUUAAUUCCAAAUUGCAGGAUUUAUUUUUUUGCUUCCCUUUUCCACUUCUUUCCUUUCAUUCCUAUUUUUCCUCCAGGAUACAGUGACAUUUCUAGGUGUUUCAAAGUCGUAUUACAUUAAAGGCAC